UUCGAUAGUGUCAUUAAACUUAUCAGCUUGGUCUCUCCGUCCAUCUCUGUGACAGCACACAGCUAGCCUCUCUUUUAUCGACAACAUUCGCUCUCACAAAAUCUUUUCAGAAUUCGACACGUCGCAUAUACACAAAAGUGCUCACUCAUACAUACAGACACACGCUCUCUACACACAUCCAACACAACCAAUACAGCACAUUUACGACCGGUCCAUCUUACACACAAGCGAUAUACGUACGACACACAAAUUCAACUCAUAAACCUUUAAACACCACAUACUCAACACAAAAAUCAGUCAAGAUGAAGUUCUCACUCCUCACCCUCGUUACCCUCAUCAGCGCCGCGUCCGCAAUCAGCGUCGACGCAGGCCUCAUCAAGAGACAAUGCAUCGCAGAAGGAGGUCUCUGCUUCACAAGCACCACGGAAGUAGACAAGCCCUGCUGCGGCGGCCUCAUCUGCAACACCGACCCCGCGCGCAACAACGCAAAUGUGUGCGGCAAGAAGCCCGCCGAGAAGAGGGACGUCGACGUUCCCAAGCCCCUGCCCGUACCGCGGGCCAUGCCUGAGAUUCCUCGCGAUGAGCCCAUCUGGGGAUAAGGUGGUGGACAACGGAGCCCAGGAGGGAAAGGGAAAUGUGAUGGCAGAGAGGAGAGACUUCUACUUGGGCCGUUUACUUUUGGCCGACAAAGCGUAUGAUUAUGAUCCUUUUUAUUCUUCUUUCGACGAUUUCAACCACAAUGGUUUGGUUGCUAGGGACGGGGGAC
Colletotrichum scovillei is the source of this 766-nucleotide messenger RNA. RefSeq lists its product as uncharacterized. Lineage: Eukaryota; Fungi; Ascomycota; Sordariomycetes; Glomerellales; Glomerellaceae. The record is from RefSeq and is a predicted model, not a curated record. The transcript has 2 exons. Bases 303 to 599 code for a protein of 98 amino acids.